AUGGUAAACAAGACGCAAAAAGGGGGGGAAGGAUGUGAUGGGGCAUCGAAAAAUACAAAUAUAAAUAAAGGAAUUAUAGGAGAAAAAACAAAAGGGGAAAAUGCCAAAUUAUAUGAAUGGUAUAUUAGUAAAAAUAUAGAAGAAAAAAAAAAAAAUAAUAUAGAUAUAAAAAAAAAUAUAGAAAAAUAUUUUGAAGAUGCUGAACUAACAGGAAAUGUGGAAGAAUAUAUAAAUGUUAUAUGUAGAAUAAAAAAUAUGAUAAAUAAUGAUGAUAAAAUAAAUGAUGAUAAAAUAAAUGAUGAAAAUAUAGAUAUUAUAAAAAAAGUAGCAAAUACAAAAUUAGUAAUAGAUACAUAUCAAAUGGGUACAAAAAGUGGUGUCAAUUUUGAAUAUACAUAUGAUAGAGUAUAUGAUAUAAAUAAUAAUAAUAAUAUGAUUUUUAAUGAUUAUAUAAUAAAUAAUAUAAAAAAUAUAUUUCAAGGAAUAAAUUGUAGUAUAUUAGCAUAUGGUCAAACAAAUAGUGGAAAGACACACACAAUGUUAGGAAAAUUAGAAUACCUUCACAAUUUAUUUAAGUUAUAUGCCGAUGAUAAAAAAAACACAAAUUUUAAAGAUGAUAAAGAAAAUCAUAUUAACCAAAUAAAACUAUCAUAUAAUGAACUAACUAAUUGUAUUAUUAAUGAACAAGAAGAUAUCGGGUUAAUAUUACAUUGUAUUAAUUAUAUAUUUAUGUAUAUAGAUUAUCAUGGAAAUAAAAAAAAAAUGGCAAAUGAAUUAAAAACAGAUGAUUCUAUACCAAUUAAACAUAAUAGAAAAGAAUUUAUAGUUACUUUAUCUAUAAUAGAAAUAUAUAAUGAAGUUAUAUAUGAUCUUAUUAGUGGUGAAAAAAAUUUGUCAGUAAAUAUGAUUGAUCCUAAUAAAAAUGAAUUUGUGAUAAAAAAUUUAAAAGAAGUCGAAAUUGAAAAUGUAAUUAAUGCUUUACAAUAUUUAGAAGAGGGAGUUAAAAAUAGAAAAAUAGCUUUUACUCAUAUGAACAAAGCAUCAUCUAGAUCUCAUUUAAUUUUUAUAAUAAAAAUUAAUAGAUAUAUAUAUGAAACAAAUAGUAUUAGAUGUGGGAAAUUAUGUCUUGUUGAUUUAGCAGGUAGUGAAAGAUUAAAACAAACCAAAGCUACAGGUUCUAUACAAAUUGAAACAACUAUGAUAAAUAAAAGUUUAAGUGUGCUCAGUAAAGUGGUUAAUGCUUUGGCUGUAAUGCAAAUUAAAGAAAAGAUAGACAAAAAUAACAAAGAAAAGAUUCGAGAAAAUAAUGAAGUAGAAGAUCCAGAUGCAAAAAGGGAAGAUAAUAAUAAUAAUAAUAGUAGUAGUAGUAACAAUAAUAAUAGUAGUAGUAGUAACAAUAAUAAUAGUAGUAACAAUAAUAAUAGUAGUAGUAGUAACAAUAAUAGUGGUAGUAGCAAUAAUGAGACGCAACUGCCUAAACGUAUAUCUAACACAACAAAAAAAGCUAAAUGUGAGGGAACAAACAAUAAUAUGUAUAUACCAUAUAGAGACUCAAAAUUAACAAGAGUACUUUCAGAUAGUUUAGGAAAUAAUUGUAAGAGCAUACUCAUAUGUACAAUUUCAUCUCAGUUAAAAUAUUUAAAUGAAACAGCUUCUACAAUUAAAUUUGCACAAAGAGCUAAAAUGGUAAAAGCAAAACCAGUGAUAAGAGAAGAAAAGUUGGAAAUAAAAUCCGAACCAACAAAGUUAGAUAAUAAUAAAGAAAAUAAAAAUGAUGAUGAUGAUAAUAAAGGGGAAGAUAAAAAUUUUGAUAUAUUUGUUAAUUUUAAUAAAAAAGAUAUAACAAAAGAUAUAUUAUUUUUUUCAUAUAGUUUAUGUAUAUUUAGUUAUAUUUGUGGUUUUAAAAGUACAGGAAAAGUAAAAUAUCUAGACUUUUUUAUAGAAUCAUAUAAAAAUAAAAUAAAUAUAAUAAAAGAACAAUUAAAUAAAACUACAACUAAUAACGAAAUAAAUGAAUGCAUUUUAAAAACUUUUGAUGAUUUAAAAUUACUUACUGAAGAAGAAAAAAAAAAAUUUACAAAUUUGAUUCCAAAUAAAAUAGACACAAAUAAAAUAGAAGAAGAAAUUAACAAACCUGAAAAAGAUAAAAAUAAUGAACAAGGUACAGAAAAAUUAACACAUCAAAAUUUAAAGAAAAUAAGUUGUAAUACAAAUUUAUCUAAAAUUAUAAAAAACGAUGAAAAUAAUGAAGAAGAUGAUGAUCCUUUAAUAGGAGAUAUUUUAGUAAAAAUGAAAAAUGAUAUAUGUAAUAUUAUUAAAUUUAAUUUAAAAAUAUUAAAAGAUGUUAUGAAACCAGAUGAAAUGACACUUGAUGAAAUGACACUUGAUGAAAUGAUAGAUAUUGUAAAUACAAUGAAAGAUAAUAAUAAUAUUUUUUUAUUAAAUGAACUUAAUGAAAUAAAUGAAAAAAAUAAUACAGAAGAAGAUGAUAAAUCAGAUCAUGAAAUUGAUGGGGCAACAAAUGGUCAUAAUAAUAAUAACAACAAUCCUGGGGAAAGUGGAAAAAAUAAAAAUCUUCAAAAAAAUUCAAAAGAAAUAAAUAUAAAAGGAGAUAAAAAACGUGGUGAUUUGAAAAAAAAAAAAAAAAAUAUAACAGAAAUAGAACAAAUAAAUCAAGAUAAUAAAAUAUGUUUGCAAAAUGUAAAUAGAGACAAACAUAUGAAACAUUUAUAUUUUGCUAGAAAUAUAUUAAGUAUAAAAAAUAUUCAAAAUAUAUUUAAUUAUAUAAAUAAUAAUUAUACCAAAUUUAUAAAUGAUUUUACCACAGAUAAAAGUACUGUAUUCACAAAUUUUGAUUUAAAAGAAAAUUUGGAUAGACAGGUUAUUGAAAAAAAUAAUACAAUUUAUAAUUUUAUUCAUUCUGCUACUAUGUUUCAAAAUAGUGGAACAUUAAAAAAUUUGAAUAGUAAUUAUAUUAUAAAUAAAAUGCAAACUGAAUUUUUUAAUAACAAUUGUAAUCAUCCAAAUGUAAAAUGUGUAAAAAAUAUAAAUGAUAAUUAUUCUCAAAGUAAAGAUUUUGAAGGAAUACAAGAAUAUCCCAAUAAUAAUAACAACCCUGAUAAAAUUUUGAUAAACAGUCAGACAUAUAAAUCAAAAUCUCGUCUUUCUGUAACAGAAUUACAAUCUGUAGAUCCAACAAAAAUAGAAUCAGAAAAAAAUGUAAAAUUUUCAACAAUAGAAAAUACAUCUAAUACAUCUAUUACUAAUGAAAACGAAUUAAAUCGAAAUUUUAAAUCAGAAUCAGUAUUAACUCUUUUCAGUUCUGACAAAAAAAAUUCUGUACAUUUCGAACCAUCAAAAAAAGACCCAACUAGACAAAGUAUUCAUGUUUCUAAAAAUGAAGAAUAUUUUGUCGAAUUUGAAAAACUUUUGGAAAAUGAUGAUUUUAAAAAAUUAUAUGAAUAUAUAAUUGAUAGAGAUAAUAAAUCAGAUGAAAAUAAUAUUGCAACAAAUUUAAAAGCACCUGAUGAAUUAUUAGAUAAUGAUGUAUUAAGAAAAUUAGAAUCUAAAAUAAAUGAUGAAAUUCAAAAAAUAAAUAAUAAUAUAAAUGUUGAUAUUCAUUCUAAAAAAAAAAGAAUAGACAAAAUAAAUAGACAUAAACAGAAAAAUGUAAAUGAAUCAUCUUCAAUUUUUUGUAAUCGUAAAAGUAAUACAAUAAGUAGUGAAUCAUCAAAUGAUGUGUCAAGCCAUAAUAAUGUUCGUUAUAGAAAAAAAAAAAUAAAAAAAAAUAUCUUAAAUAAAAAUAAUAAUGUUUUAGGAAACCCUUAUAUAAGUAAUACAGAUAUAUCCUAUUUAGAAACAAAAAGAAAUGCUAAUGUAUUCUUUAAAAAUUUAUUUAGUAUGAUUAAAAAUUUUUUUAAUUUGGGAAAUGAUCAAUUAUCUAUUAAUGAACCAACUGAAAUUAACAUCCCAGAAAUAAUUAAAAAUGAAUUAUUAUAUAAUAAAAAGUUUUUAGAAAAAAAUUUAGAAUCAUAUAAUAUUAGAAAUUUCCAAAUUAAUAAUAAAAAAAUGUAUCUUUUAAAUGAAUCAGAAUAUGCACAUUUAAAAGAAUUAAUAAAUUAUAAAAACAAAAUGUUAUACUUUUUGAACCUAGAAUACAAAAAAUAUAAGCUCUCAGCAUGA
Molecule: messenger RNA, 4182 nt
Organism: Plasmodium yoelii
Lineage: Eukaryota; Apicomplexa; Aconoidasida; Haemosporida; Plasmodiidae
Exons: 1
Coding region: 1-4182 (1393 amino acids)
Biological process (GO): microtubule-based movement
Cellular component (GO): kinesin complex; microtubule
Molecular function (GO): microtubule binding; ATP hydrolysis activity; microtubule motor activity
Source: RefSeq, a predicted model, not a curated record